AUGGCUGAUGAACAACUUAAAUUACUUAAAAAACAACGCGGAAAUAUUAAACGUUUGUUAACAUGUUCGGAAACUGUAUUAACUUCGAUAAAUGAAACCUUAGAUUUAGAUUCACUUCAUUUAGAAGAACGUUUAAAGAAACAUACUCCUCUUUGGGAAUCAUUUGAUAAAAUUCAAUCCGAGAUUGAAACUAUUUUAGAUGAUGAGACAGAAACUGUUGGUCACGAAACAGAACGCACGUCAUUUGAAAACAGAUAUUAUGAAAUAAGCGGUUCAUUCAAUAAAUUUAUUAAAAAACAAAAGACCGCCAUAAUAAAUAAUCCCUCUCAAAUUCUUAAUGUAGUCGACGAGACAAAUUCAGAAUCUAAUCAAGAACAGAAUAGUAGUACAACAGUACCAAUUCAAUCAGCAUCCACAUCGGUAACUAAUGAAUUUCAAACAAGGUUUCCAUCACGCUUUGAGCUUCCUAAACUUCAAACUCCAACUUUUCAGGGUGGUUAUGACACAUGGUUAACAUUUCAUGAUUCAUUUAAAUCAAUGUGUCAUGACAACCCUACACUUUCAUCGAUUCAAAAAUUUCAUUACCUGAAAGCAUGUUUAAAAGAUGAAGCAGCGGAACUCAUUGCGUCCAUUGAAACCACUAGUCAAAAUUAUUUUGUCGCUUGGGAAUUAUUAAAAAAUAGAUAUGACAACAGAAAAUACAUUGUAGAGAGUCACAUAAAAGCCUUGUUUGAUAUUCAGAAUGUUUCUAAAGAAAUGUCAAUCCGUGCACUCUUAGAUAACGUUCAAAAAAGAGUUCGAGCUUUAAGAGCUUUAGAGCAGCCUGUGGAUCAGUGGGAUUCUCUGUUGAUUCACAUAGUAAAAGAAAAAUUAUAUAAUUAUACGCGCGAAAAAUGGGAAGAGUCCGUUGGCAGUACUAAACUUCCGACAUUUCCAGAGAUGAUAUCUUUUUUAGAAAGAAGGUCUUUGAUCGAAAAUUCUCAAUCAGUUCAAAAAUCAAUUCAAAAUCCUAAGGUUAAUAAUACUAAAAACAAUUCCAAUCGAUCAAAUGUUCGCGGUACAACAACUUCUUGCAUGUCUGUUACGGUUAAUUCUAACGCGACGAAAACACAAUCACAAGCUCAAUCAUGCCCUCUUUGCUCAAAAAAUCAUAUGCUUUGGCAAUGCGAUCAAUUUUUAAAUAUGUCUCCUUCACAACGCUAUGAGAAGGUAAAAACAUUAUCAAUUUGCCAUAACUGCUUUUUUAGCAACCAUCGCCUUUUAGAGUGCCGUCGAUCUUUUUGUCGUAAAUGUCAUAAGCGACACAAUACCCUUCUGCAUUUUGAUACAAACAAAUCAGAACAAGAGCAGGAAGUAAUGCCUGAAAUUAUUACAACUGCUGCUACUACAUAUCAACCUUCCAUUCAUUCACAAGUUGUGUUAGGUACAGCAAUUGUUAAAAUUUUGGACGCUUCCGGAAAUUAUAAAACAUGUCGAGCAUUUUUAGACUCAGGUUCCCAAUGUUGUUCAAUUUCAGAACGCUUUGCUGAAUCCCUCAAUCUCAAAAGGUCAAAUGUUAAUGUCAGAUUAAAAGGUGUUGAAAAUAUUCAAUCAAACAGCAAAUAUAUGACGUCAACAAAAAUUCAAUCCUUAUAUGAUAAUGAUGUCAAUCUUGAUGUAUCAUUUCUUAUAUUUCAAAAAAUUUCUUUGCCAAUGCCAGCCAUGCCAAUUGACAGAAAUUCUUUAAAUAUCCCAACACAAAUCUUUUUAGCAGAUCCUCAAUUUCAUCAACCAUCUGAAAUUGACAUUUUGAUUGGUGCUGAAUAUUUUUACAACCUCAUGAGAGCGGGAAAAAUUAAUGUUAGCGGUCAAAGGGCAAUUCUCCAAGAAACCGAUUUGGGUUGGGUAUUUUCAGGGUUAUACAACAAACCAAAUCAAGGUCAUUUAAAGUCAGGUCAUUUUUCGACAAAUGAAAUUCAAUGUAAUUUAAUUAAAUUUCAAGAAUUACCUAUUUUAUGGGAAUUAGGAAAUGAAGACACAUCUCAAAAGUUGUCAAAAGAAGAAACGGUAGUUGAAAAUCAUUAUAUUGAAACAACGACGCGAACUGAAGCAGGUAAUUAUCAGGUAACUUUACCUUUUAACGAAAAAAGGGAAUUGUUAGGAGAUUCGCGUAAUACCGCCUUUCAACGAUUUUAUGCUCUUGAAAGAAAAUUCUCUAAAAAUCCAGAGUUUCAUUCUGAAUAUUCUCAAUGCAUAGGUGUUUAUUUAGAAAAGGGUCACAUGACAUUAAUUGAUAAUAAUGAUAACUUAAAGUCGGGAUAUUUUUUACCCCACCAUGCAGUGAUAAAAGAAGAUAGCUGCACCUCCAGAACUAGAGUUGUUUUCGACGGAUCUUCUAAAACUUCAAGCAGAAUUUCAUUAAACGAUGCUCUUAGAGUUGGUCCCAGUAUUCAGAAAAAUCUUUAUUCAAUUAUCGCUCGUUUCAGGUCAUAUCCUUAUGCUCUUACAGCUGAUAUCCAACAAAUGUAUCGUCAAGUCUUGGUAUCAGAACAAGAUGAACAGUAUCAAAAAAUUCUGUGGCGAUCAAAUCCAGAAGAACCAAUCAAAAUUUAUUCGCUAAAUAGAGUCACAUUCGGCACAGCCAGUGCCCCUUAUCUCGCAAUUCGCACUCUUCACCAGCUCGCGAACGAUUAA
This is a messenger RNA of Leptopilina heterotoma, 2673 nucleotides long. RefSeq lists its product as uncharacterized. Lineage: Eukaryota; Metazoa; Arthropoda; Insecta; Hymenoptera; Figitidae. The record is from RefSeq and is a predicted model, not a curated record. The coding region runs from base 1 to 2673 and encodes 890 amino acids. The transcript has a single exon.